CGAGGUCGGAAACACCCGGAUUCAUAGCUAUAUAAGUUUACGUUCGAGUGAAUUAGUCGAUACCUCUUCCAGGUGUUUCUUGCCACAGGUCUGCAUGAGGCUAGCUGUGAUAAGGAUGAGGUGUGUCCGAGCAGUCACGUGUCUCCUGCUGUCAAUCAUUUCAGCGAGGGGCGUGGUUUCAGAAUGCCUGAUGACAGAUGACGAGUGCGUAUUUCACCUCACCAUUAAACACCGCCUGACCAUGAUGAAAGACAACAUGGCUGUUUUCCCUUCUGGUCGGAAAUUGUAUAAGUAUGACGUCACAAACACGUCAGAAGCAACCCCUAUGACACCGGAAGGAAUAAUCCAAGCCGACGGCUAUGAGCCACAGCGCUUGGUCACAGUUGCUAACGGCACCAUGCCUGGACCAGCCAUUGUCGUCUAUGAAGAUCAAACGGUCAUUGUCCAUGUUAAAAAUGAGCUUUAUAACGAGGGCGUAUCAAUGCAUUGGCAUGGUCUUCAUCAAAAAGGCACCCCGUUUAUGGACGGAGUAUCGUUCAUUACCCAGUGUCCAAUUCUCCCGGGUCAGUCGUUCACCUACAAGUUCAAGGCUAAACCAAAGGGCACCUUCUGGUAUCAUUCUCACAAUGCCAAUCAGAGGACCAUGGGCCUUCAAGGUCCGCUGAUUAUCAAAGAGAAGAAAGCAUCGAUAAUGGAAGAAAUGGUAAUGGUGCUACAAGACUGGAACCACGACGACUCAACGACCGUGCACUUAAAGAUGGAUUUCGGUGGAUUCGAGGAACGAAAACCUCUUGAAACAACAGAUGCUAUCGAUGGGUCCCAUUUCAGCCGGUAUUUCAUGACAAGUGGUCUUAUUAACGGCAAGGGCCGUCUCUAUGAUAAGUUCGGGGGUCAUAAUGACGCACCGCUAUCUAUUUUCACAGUGAGACCAAAUCAACUGUACAGGUUCCGGGUCAUCGCCGCUGGCCACCUCUACCCAUUCCGGGUGUCCGUGCACGGUCACGAACUGACCAUUGUGGCGUCCGACGGGUAUGACCUACGUCCAGAAGUCGCAGAGUCCUUCAUCAUCAACCCCGGUGAGAGAAUCGACUUCAUCCUCAACACCACGAACGCAGUGGACAACUACUGGAUUCGGGCACAGACUCUCGAGAAAGGUGUGGACCACAAAGCUGAAGCCAUCCUCAGAUACGAAAGAGCGCCUGAUGCAGAACCAACUUCAUUCAGGAGAACAUGCUCGGAAGCUGAUCCGUGUCGCGUCAUCAACAGCCCCUUCACUUACUACCCAAUAGAUAACACUCAAACAGUCAGGUUCGACCAACUCAAAUCUUUGUCUAAUGAUGAUCCCGCUCCUCCGGUGACCUCUGGGAAGUUCAAAGAACACUUCCUCAACUUUGCUUUCCCCGGCUAUUCACAUUUCCCAGGUCAAGUCAAUGGACAUAAAUUCAAGAUGCCUAAUGUCGCGGGUCUGACCCAAAUGAAUGAGAUUGAUACAACAUGCGACAAAGUAGACUGCGGGUUUAACAAGACCUGUCUUUGUACAUACACCCUCAACCUUACAUACGGAGACACUGUUCAGAUGGUCUUUCUCAACAUGGGCAACGGGAAGGGUUGGUCUCAUCCGAUUCAUCUCCACGGCCAUUCCUUCUACGUGCUAAAGAUGGGCUAUGCCAUACAAAAUAGCUCCACUUAUCAAAUCGAAGGCAGUAACAUGGACAUAAGCUGUAACGGGGAUCCUUUUUGUAAUGCUCCUACAUUUGAAAACUCAUCGUGGACGGGGGAUAACAUACCUGGCCUGGAGCUGAAGAACCCACCGCGGAAGGAUACCAUUAUAGUGCCAACUGGUGGUUAUGCGGUUGUGAGAAUCCGCGCUGACAACCCAGGGCUGUGGUUCAUGCAUUGCCACAUUGAGAUGCACAACGCUGACGGGAUGGCGAUGAUGAUCAACGAGGCUCAGGACCAUUAUCCCUCUCCUCCAAAGAGCUGGCCCCGAUGCUCAGGAUUUGGCCCGGAAGUGAUAUAUGAGCCAAAGACUAAUGGAUCAGACAAAGACAAUGAAGCAGACAAGACAAAAUCCAUCCUAACGGUACGUCAUGACGUGUUCUGGACUGUGGUCGGCUGCCUGAUCGGGGUGUGCGCACUUCAGUUCCUCAUCCUGCUGUGCAUGUGCUGCCGGCGAUACGAGGGGUCGGGCCGGGAGAAAUACAGCAUGGAGAAAACCCCUGAUCCCAAAGUAAACCACGCCUUUGAUAAUAUAGAGGGAGACCUGAACAGUAAACAAAAAUUUUGAAUCAUAUUGACAGAGAUUUGAAUAUAUAUGCAUUGUUGAAUUUAAAGAAACCAUCUGUACAUUAUUAAUUAAUUUUAAAAACUUCAUUUUAAGAAAUCAUUGACGAAUCAACGACAAUUAUCAUAUUGGUCAGUCGGGAGUUAAUCAAGGACCAGUAUUGUGCAUGGUGUGGCGGCAUUGGUUGUGUGAAAACCUGAGACACCAAUGCAAUUAGUUUGUUGAUUUGGCUUUUCCCAUCAGUGAGGUGUCCCAGUCAAUCAGUUGAGCUGGGAUUCAUAAGGUCAACAUCCUAAAUGGGACUAUCCCAAACUGGACUUAAAUAUCGAUAUAAUUAAAUACGAUAUAUUAAAUCCAACAAAUUGGGUAUCUAUAUUAUUCUCAGCCAAUCACAAUUUUAAAAAUACACUUAUUAAUUUUCCCGAGAAAGGCAUAAAUUAGGUAUGAAAACAUCUUUAGAUUUAUUACUAGGCAGCACCUGUAAUAGACUACGCUGCAGACUACUACGUACCAGCAAUGUGGCUUUAUCAAUGUAGCAUUAUACCCAAAUUGUCUAUAAUCGCCGUGUCACGUACCAGCAAUGUGGCGUUAUCAAUGUAGCAUUAUACCCAAAUUGUCCAUAAUCGCGGUGUCACGUACCAGCAAUGUGGCUUUAACAAUGUAGCAUUAAACCCAAAUUGUCCAUGCUCGCUGUCAUGUACCAGCAAUGUGGCUUUAUCAAUGUAGCAUUAUACCCAAAUUGUCCAUGCUCGCUGUGUCACGUACCAGCAAUGUGGCGUUAUCAAUGUAGCAUUAUACCCAAAUUAUCCAUGCUCGCAAUGACACAUACCAGCCAUGUGGCUUUAUCAAUGUAGCACUAUACCUAAAUUGUCGAUGCUCGCAGUGUCACGUACCAGCAAUGUGGCGUUAUCAAUAUAGCAUUAUACCCAAAUUGUCCUUUCUCGCAGUGUCAUGUACCAGCAAUCUGGCGUUAUCAAUGUAUACCCAAAUUGUCCAUGCUCGCUGUAUCAUUUACCUGCUCUUGACCAGUAGGGAAAGUGACCUGCCUGGCUUUAUCAGUGCAGCGUUUUACCCAGAUGUCAUAGAGGCACCACUGGUUGAUCGCCGACAAGUUCAGGGACCGGCCACUUCAUAUUCUGGGAAUGAACAGAAUAUUCUUCACUGCUUCAAGACAUACAACCUGUAUGUCUGAAAAUUAAUUCCCAUCAAAUGAUCGCACGAACAAAUAGUUGUCAAGCCUUUUCUGGAACGAUAAUUUUACGCCCCCAUCCGCAAAUGGAAAUGCACUGUCACAUAUUUCUAUCAAAAUGUUGCAUAGCAAUAUCACACCUUUCAUGCCCGCAUAACAAUGAUGAUAACAAUUAAGCAACACAUCAUGUCAAAGAUUUGUGGCCAUUUCGUUCCGUUUUAUUGCAAUUAUUUUUAACAUUCGAAUGUAAUUUUAUUUUUUCUUGACUCUAGCUACAUGCAGUAAAACUGUUGCUCAAAGGAGUGUCCACAUAAACUUAGAUGGACAACUCAAACAUAAGCCACUUGAAUCUCUAUCACACGAUGUGCGUACUGUAAAACUGGUCAAGCCGUGUUCACGUGGCUGGAUGAUGGAGUGAGUCAUUGCAGUAGAACCGUAGACGAUCGUGUGGAUCAAUCAAUCCAUCGUCGACCGCCUCCAUGGUCUAAUGGUAGAGCGUCCGCCCGGAGAGCGGAAGGUCCGGGGUUCGAUCCCCAGCCGCGUCA
Haliotis rufescens (red abalone) is the source of this 4018-nucleotide messenger RNA. RefSeq names its product laccase-5-like. Lineage: Eukaryota; Metazoa; Mollusca; Gastropoda; Lepetellida; Haliotidae. Gene Ontology annotation, biological process: iron ion transport. The transcript is spliced from 3 exons. Gene Ontology annotation, molecular function: copper ion binding; oxidoreductase activity. Gene Ontology annotation, cellular component: plasma membrane. Bases 95 to 2287 code for a protein of 730 amino acids. The record is from RefSeq and is a predicted model, not a curated record.